UGCACACUUGAAAUUAAUACCUGGAACAGUAUUCUGAGUUGACGUCUGACUUGCGACCUUUAUAUAUACAAUCUAUGGUUGCGACACCGCUGAGUUGAACAGGCAGUGGCAGUCCAAACUUCAUAACACAGAAUGGAGAGCUUCGAAACUGCAGCCAACAUGGAAUUGUCAACAAACCUUUCCCAGAUUGUGUUUCAGGAAAUCCCCAACUCAUAUGUGUCAAAUGUUGCCUUGACUUGCUGCUACACUCUGACAGCAGCAAUCCAACCGAAUCCCAGAGACUGGGUGGGGAUAUUCAAGGUGGGCUGGAGCACCACAAAGGAUUAUCACACAUUUGUGUGGGUAGAACCAUCAUUGGAUCUGAUAGGACUGGAGCCAGUCAGAAAACAAGUGCUUUUUACUGCAUACUACUUGCCAAAGGAUGACUCGGUGUUCUAUCAGUUCUGCUAUGUUGAUAGCAAUGGCCAAGUGAGAGGAGCCAGCACCCCCUUCUGUUUUAAAACCCCAGGGGAACAAAGCACAGGCUGCAGCCUUGAAAAUGACCUCUUGGUUAUCAUAACUCAGGAAAAGGUAGAGCAACGUGAGAGGGAGAAAGAAGAGCUGGUCAUGGAGUUGGGGCAACUGAAAGAACAAAAUGAGACUCUGAGAAGUGCUCUGAAAGAGCAACAGCAAGAGAUUGAUCACCUCAAGCUGUCAAAUGAGGAACUAUACCAGGCAGAUGGGAACACGGAGAAUGCAAGAAAGCAUGAAGAACUGACACAGAACACUAAACUAAUGGAUGACUCACACAGAGGGCAGGAGGAACAGGUGGAAAAAGGUGAGAGGGAGAAAGAAGAGCUGACCAUGGAGUUGGGGCAACUGAAAGAGCAAAAUGAGACUCUGACAUGUGCCCUAAAGGAGCAGCAACAAGAGAUUGAUCACCUCAAGGAAUCCAAAAAGGAACUGGUACAGUUAGUGAGCAAACUGGAGAAACAGCAAGAGAAUACUAGAGAGCAUGAAGAACUGGCACAGAAUUUCAAAUCAUUGGAUGAAUCACAGAGAGGACAGGAGUCUCUGACCCCCAUUCAUGAAACAUAUUUGGGGAAUUUAGUGUCAAAACAUGUGACAGCUUCUCUGACCCCGAUUUGUGAGAAAUAUGAAAGAGCGUUGAUCAAGAUCAAACAGCUAAAGAAAGAACGAGAGGUGUUAAGAGGAAAGGUUGAGGUCCAAAGUGUGGAGAUCGCACAGCUGAGCCCAAGGCUCAAAGAAUCUGAGCGGGAGUCACACAGACUGAAGGCUCACAUUCAGCUUUUACAGGUGGAUCUCCAGAGCAGUAAGAAAGAGAAGAAGUGUUCUGCCCUAAAGGAGCAACAGCAAGAGGAAUCCAAAGAGGAACUGGUACAGUUAGUGAGCAAACUGGAGCAGCAGCAACAGAAUACUAGAGAGCAUGAAGAACUGGCGCAGAAUGCCAAAUCAAUGGAUGAAUCACAGAGAGGACAGGAGUCUCUGACCCCUAUUCAUGAAACAUAUUUGGUGAAUAUAGUGUCAAAACAUGUGACCGCUUCUCUGACAACUAUUUGUGAGAAAUAUGAACAAGCGUUGAUCAAGAUCAAACAGCUGAAGAAGGAGCGAGAGGAGUUGAAAGGAAAGAUUGAGGUCCAAAGUGUGGAAAUUGCACCGCUGAGCCCAAGGCUCAAAGAAUCUGAGCAGGAGUCCCACAAACUGAAGGAUCAUAUUCAGCUUCUACAGGUGGAUCUCCAGAGCAGUGAGAAAGAGAAGGAGAAGCUUUCUGCAGCGCUGCACAGAGUGUGUGGUGUCACACAUGAUCUACAGGACCUGAAGACUGGGAACAAGGCAUUACGUAGAAGCCUGUCAGAGCAGGAGCAGCAGCCACAGCAGAUGGUGGACAGUGAUUGGAAGGAGCAAUACCAAGCCCUUCUUGGUCAGCUGGAGGAGGCUCAGACACUGUUGCACAAGGAGUUGCAGGCUUCCAACAAUACCCGCAAACGUGCAGAGCAAGCAGAAAGGGAACUGGAGGAGCUCAAGGAGUGCAUGGAGAGCACGGCCAUGACGUCUGAUCGGACAAAGCAGAAGAGCAGCAAACUAGAGGUGCAACUUUCAGAGUUAAACAAAAUCAUUGAGGAGAAAGAAAACAUGGCAGAGAUCGCUAAAGUAGAGAAAGAGGAGUUGUCCAGAGAGAAUCAGGAUCUCAAAAGAGAUAUUGAAAGACUUCGCAAGGAAUUUGAUGACGUCCAGGCUGCUCCAGUGCCCAUGCAGCAUCCCAACCCUUAUGGCUCUUCAACUGACCCUACCCCCAAUAAGGAGCAGCAGCAAGAGGCACUGGCUGACUCUCUCCACUCUUGGAACCCAUAUGAAACCCCAGGCACGGCUACAAACCUGGAGGAAGAGUUGUCCUUGGAGUGUCGUCACUGCCAUGAGUCCUUCCCUGGCAUCACCCAGGACGAGCUGGAGCUGCACGAGCACAGCCACAGAGUGUGCCCCUUCUGCAUGCUCAUCUGUGACGGAAUGGAACAGGCUUUAUAUGAAGACCACGUCUACAGCCAUGAGGUGUAGAAAUGCCACUUCCUCACAACCCAGAGAAUUGUUUGUGAGUUGACUACUCAUAAAAAAAGCUGAUACUCUACUAAUUAUUUAGUAGGGGGGGGGGGAAUAAAUAUGGGCUAACAAUCCAUUCAGGAUAUUAUAUAAAUAACAUUUAUAAUCCCUUGUUCAUUACUGUAAAUGUCCUCUUACCUGGUCAAAUAAGUUAAGAAUUAAAUGUCUGGUAAAUCCGUAGCUAAUUUAUUUAGCCUGAAAUGUAUCAUACCAUAUAAGAUAUUUGUUUGAUGGCACUUCAUUUUGGUCUUGGAGUAGAAUUUGCCUCCAUUGCUGGGUGAUAGGAAUGUAUUGCUUUGCUAUUUAAUGGUUUCCCAUAUUUACUCCGUUAUAAUCUCUGCUGAACUGUUUACUUUGCGUAAUUAAACUAUACUGACUUUCUGCCCUUAAACCUCCUGCGUGCAUAACGUGUUGCAUAAUAGAGUCAAACGAUUAAUGGUCAAAUGAUGCCAUCUGAAAAUGAAAUGGUUCAAAUGGGAUUCAUGUGGGAAGCAACAAAUAAAGUUGUCUUCACAGUUGUGUCGUCAUGGAAGUACACAUUGUUUUGUAUCAUGAACUGCAAUAUGCAAAGAAUUACUCUGUUAUAAUAAAAGGUCAUUGCAUAGAA
Messenger RNA from Oncorhynchus kisutch (coho salmon), 3202 nucleotides. Its product is annotated as calcium-binding and coiled-coil domain-containing protein 2. Bases 133 to 2553 code for a protein of 806 amino acids. NCBI's taxonomy places the organism in Eukaryota, Metazoa, Chordata, Actinopteri, Salmoniformes, Salmonidae. The transcript is spliced from 22 exons. The record is from RefSeq and is a predicted model, not a curated record.